Molecule: messenger RNA, 1005 nt
Organism: Carlito syrichta (Philippine tarsier)
Lineage: Eukaryota; Metazoa; Chordata; Mammalia; Primates; Tarsiidae
Gene: TLCD2
Product: TLC domain containing 2
Exons: 5
Coding region: 1-1005 (334 amino acids)
Biological process (GO): plasma membrane organization; phospholipid homeostasis; regulation of membrane lipid distribution
Cellular component (GO): plasma membrane
Source: RefSeq, a predicted model, not a curated record
AUGGCCCCGGCGGGAGGAGCCCAGCGCCCGGGGCGUGGACAAGCCGGGGAAAAGUUCCUGCAGAUUCCGAAGGCGGGGCGGGUAGGGGAGCCCAGGGAGCCAGCCCUGCCGGGAAGCAGAGCACGGUCUCCGCUGGGGGCCCUGGCGGCGUCGGGGCCGGGAGCGCAGCGGCCUCAGGGACCGAUCCGGACCUGGCCGGCCCGCCAAGCCACGACGCCCUCGGGGCUCCUCGUGACGGGCUCCUCCUUCGCGGCGUUCCGAGGUCUGCACUGGGGGCUGCAGCUGCUGCCCACGCCGGGAUCUGCUGCUCAGCACCGUUGGAAGUGGCGGAACAUCUGUGUCUCCCUGGUGCACAGCCUGCUCACGGGAACCGGGGCGCUGCUCGGGCUGUCGCUGUACCCUCAUAUGGCUGCCGACCCGAUUCAUGGCCACCCGCCCUGGGCCCUAGUGCUGGUGGCUGUGUCUGUGGGUUAUUUCCUGGCAGAUGGAACUGACAUGCUGUGGAACCAGACUCUGGGCCAAGCCUGGGAUCUCCUCUGUCACCAUUUAGUGGUAGUGACCUGCCUCAGCACUACUGUUCUGUCUGGCCACUACGUGGGCUUCUCCAUGGUGUCUCUGCUCUUGGAGCUAAACUCAGCCUGCUUGCAUCUGCGGAAGUUGCUACUACUUUCUCACCAGGAUCCAUCCCUGGCCUUCAGCCUGACCAGCUGGGCCACCCUGGUCACCCUGGCCCUCUUCCGCCUGGUACCACUGGGGUGGAUGAGUCUGUGGCUGCUCCGGCAGCGCCAUCAGGUGCCUCUUGCUCUGGUUAUUCUUGGUGGAACUGGGCUGGUCACUGUGGGUGCCAUGAGCAUCACACUGGGUGUCCAAAUUCUGGUCAGCGAUGUACUGCAACCUUGGCCCCACCCACCUGUCCCCGGGCACAAGGAAACCAGGGGGACCAAGACGUGUUGUGAUGGUGAGCCUGUCGCCAGGGGCGAUUCCACUCUCGGCUUAAAAGACUAG